Messenger RNA from Pollicipes pollicipes, 560 nucleotides. RefSeq names its product EF-hand domain-containing family member C2-like. NCBI's taxonomy places the organism in Eukaryota, Metazoa, Arthropoda, Thecostraca, Pollicipedomorpha, Pollicipedidae. Gene Ontology annotation, biological process: regulation of neuron projection development. The record is from RefSeq and is a predicted model, not a curated record. Gene Ontology annotation, cellular component: microtubule. The transcript has 6 exons. Bases 96 to 560 code for a protein of 154 amino acids.
AAUAAAAAAGGCGUAUAGCCUGAGAUCCUACACUGAAAACGACCUUCCCGAUACGCCCGGUGAUUCAACUGCACAGCCAUUUCAGAACACAAACAAUGGCGCUACCAUUCAUCCCAGGAUACUCAGAAAUCGGAAAGAAGAUGCAUUCCCUCAAGCCCGGAUACCAUCUGCCUCACCGGUUUGAUUUCAAGUUGGAUCAGAGGUUUUACAUUGAUCAGGAGAUCGCCAGCCGGGACCUGCCACGGCCUGGCUGGACCAAGCGCAUCCCGCGUCACAGCUUCUAUCCUCGCACGGCCGGGCCCGGCCUGCCCGCCUGGGUCGCCUUCGACAAACAGGUGCUGCGCUUCCGCGGCUACUACAUCGACCGCGUGCAGAACUCGCAGGUCGAACGAAGCCGCGUGCGCACCGUCAAGAUCCACUUCUACCUGGAGGACGACACCAUCGAGGUGAUCGAGUCCAAGUGGAAGAACAGCCAGCUGCCGCAGGGCACGCUGCUGCACCGCCACGGGUGCCGCUGCCGGAGCCGGACGACUUCGAGUUCUACACGAUCGAGCACCUGA